This is a messenger RNA of Galleria mellonella (greater wax moth), 1412 nucleotides long. RefSeq names its product beta-parvin (gene parvin). Gene Ontology annotation, cellular component: focal adhesion; actin cytoskeleton; cytoplasm. The record is from RefSeq and is a predicted model, not a curated record. Bases 163 to 1275 code for a protein of 370 amino acids. Gene Ontology annotation, molecular function: actin binding. Gene Ontology annotation, biological process: establishment or maintenance of cell polarity; cell projection assembly; substrate adhesion-dependent cell spreading. The transcript is spliced from 8 exons. NCBI's taxonomy places the organism in Eukaryota, Metazoa, Arthropoda, Insecta, Lepidoptera, Pyralidae.
CUAUGCAUACAAGUAUAAUGACGUGAGUGUAUCAUAAUAUCUGUAGUGCAAAGAGUAGAGUAGACUUGAAAUCACAAUUCUUCAUUCGUCAAAAUACUUUUCCUUUUUUUUUUUGUUGUUUGUGUAUUAAUUGAAGAAAUACAUUGAAAACAGGAGAGGAAAAUGUCUUCACCACGCCCGAAAUCGCCUCGUACUCCUGUUUUACCUAAAAAGGAAGAGAAGGAAGAAUCUAUAUGGGAUAAACUUGGAACCAUUGGACGUAAAAAACGCAUUAAGGAAGUACAAGAGGUUCAAGCUGAAGGCAAACAUGCUAUUGAUUCACCUGGCAGCCCUACUGCACCUGAAGUACCUCCAGAAGAAUAUAGUUUGCUUGAUAAUGAAGAAAGGGCAAUCAUUGAACCCAAGUCUUUAGAGGACCCCCGGGUGAAGGAACUCAUUCAAGUGCUUAUUGAUUGGAUCAAUGAUGAACUUGCCAUGCAGAGGAUUAUUGUUAAAGAUAUUAGUGAGGAUCUUUAUGAUGGUCAAGUAUUACAGAAACUACUAGAAAAACUGACUGCAACUAAACUCGAUGUACCAGAAGUAACACAAUCUGAAGAGGGGCAGCGGCAAAAGUUAGCUGUUGUUCUGAGAGCUGUAAAUAAGGUGCUUUUUGGAUCUACAAAACCGGCGCAGAAAUGGAGUGUUGAUUCUAUUCAUUCUAAGAGUGUUGUAUCGAUAUUGCACUUAUUGGUGGCCUUGGCUCGUCAUUUUCGAGCUCCGGUCCGACUUCCAGAGAAUGUAAAAGUGGCUGUACUUGUUGUUAAAAAAGAAACUAGCCCAGGGAUGCAGCUGUCUCACCGGAGUUUUAUGGAAGACAUUACAACUACCUAUGAUGAUUUAGGUAUGAAAUGUGAAAGGGAUGCAUUUGAUGCUCUGUUUGAUCAUGCACCUGAUAAAUUACAAGUCGUCAAAAAGUCUCUCAUAACAUUUGUUAAUAAGCACCUUAGUAAGGUAUAUUUGGAGGUAACAGAUCUAGACACACAGUUUCAUGAUGGCGUCUACUUGUGUCUUUUGAUGGGUCUCCUAGAGGGAUUUUUUGUUCCUCUUUAUGAUUUCCAUCUCACUCCACAAGACUUUGACCAGAAAGUGCACAAUGUGUCGUUUGCUUUUGAAUUGAUGCAGGAUGUGGGACUUGCCAAACCUAAGGCUAGACCUGAAGAUAUUGUGAAUCUCGAUCUUAAGUCGACACUACGAGUUCUCUACAAUUUGUUUACUAAAUACAAAAAUAUGCCAUAAUUUUUAUUACAGUGUGAUUUUUAGUUGUUACUUACAUUAUUAUUUUAAUAACAAAGAUUAUUAAUAAUUGAAUUAUAUUAGUUAUGUUAAAUAGUGCCUUAUAAGUAAUAUAUUAAUAAAUAAUAUACUAACACAAA